AUGGGUGAGCUAGAAACGGGUAGAGGCCUGAAUCAAGAACUUGGCCUUAUUAAAGCCGGUGAUACUCGUUGGGGAUCUCACUACAAGUCGUUUGGAAAUUUUAUUAGUAACUUUGCCUCUAUUGUUGAUGUACUUGAUGCUCUUGUUGUAAAUGCAAGUACUCCGGAUGAAAGAGCUAGUGCAUCGGGAUUUCUUAGAAGUUGUCAAACAUUUGAGACUGUUUUCUUGUUGCAUUUGAUGACUGAUGUUUUAGGAAUCACAUAUGAUCUUAAUGGGUCAUUACAGAAUAAGGAACAAGAUAUUGCAAAUGCCAUGAUUCUUGUUAAGGUUUGCAAGAGAAGGUUGCAGGCUUUAAGAGAUAAUGAAUGGGAUCCUCUCUUAGAAAAUCAUUCUGGAUGGGAUUCACUUAAAGAAAAGGUAGAAUUUUUUUGCAUCAAACAUAAAAUUUCAUUGCCUAAUUAUGAUGAUCCAUAUGCUAACUCUGGAAGAUCACGACGUAAAGUAGUUGAUUAUACUACUUUGCAUCAUUACCGUGUGGAAUUGUUUUAUAAAAUUAUUGAUUGGCAGCUACAAGAACUCAAUGAGCGUUUCAAUGAGGUGACCAGUGAUUUGCUUAAUGGAGUAGCUUGCUUGAAUCCCAUUGAGUCAUUUUCUAGUUUUGACAUAAAAAAGAUAGUGAGAAUGGCUGAAUUAUAUCCUGAUGACUUUGAUGGAUUUAGCAUGAGGGCCCUUGAGAAUCAACUUGCUAAUUACAUUAUUGAUGUUCGUGAUAUUGACAAAGUUGCCACUGCAACAGUUGAAAGAGCUUUUUCGGCGAUGAAGUUUAUCAAGAAUGACUUGCGGAAUCGAAUGGACGAUGAAUUAUUAGAUGGUUGCAUAGUACCUUAUGUGGAAAAAAAAGUAUUUAAAGCUGUUUCUAAUGAGUGGGAUGAAGACUCGUCGAGUGCAAUUGUAAUUUAUUAG
Molecule: messenger RNA, 963 nt
Organism: Lycium barbarum (goji berry)
Lineage: Eukaryota; Viridiplantae; Streptophyta; Magnoliopsida; Solanales; Solanaceae
Exons: 2
Coding region: 1-963 (320 amino acids)
Source: RefSeq, a predicted model, not a curated record